Mixia osmundae IAM 14324 is the source of this 2041-nucleotide messenger RNA. RefSeq lists its product as uncharacterized. The coding region runs from base 52 to 1962 and encodes 636 amino acids. Gene Ontology annotation, molecular function: RNA polymerase III type 3 promoter sequence-specific DNA binding; TBP-class protein binding; RNA polymerase III general transcription initiation factor activity. The transcript is spliced from 6 exons. NCBI's taxonomy places the organism in Eukaryota, Fungi, Basidiomycota, Mixiomycetes, Mixiales, Mixiaceae. Gene Ontology annotation, cellular component: nucleus; transcription factor TFIIIB complex; transcription preinitiation complex. The record is from RefSeq and is a predicted model, not a curated record. Gene Ontology annotation, biological process: DNA-templated transcription initiation; transcription preinitiation complex assembly; transcription by RNA polymerase III.
GUUCGAACGAAUCAACAAGACGGCCAACACUGCUGGAGAUCGUCACGCGACAUGUCGUCAGGCGAGCGCAUUUGCGAUGUUUGCUCGUCCAGCAAUGUCGUCAAUGAUCCAGGCAAUGGAUCUCUUGUCUGCAUCGACUGUGGAAGUGUCAUCGAAGAGGACGCCAUUGUCAGCGAGGUCACCUUUGCAGAGACCUCGACCGGAGCCGCAGUCGUCACUGGAACGUAUCUUUCUGGAGACGCUGUAAGAGCAAGGGGCACGGGACCCUAUCGCAAUGGUGCACCUGGUCCAGAGUCAAGAGAGCAGACGCUCGCAAAUGGUCGACGCAGAAUGCGAGAGCUCGCCAACUCGCUCUCCAUCGAGGAGAGGGUCACAGACGCUGCUUCUCGCUGGUUCACCCUAGCAAUUCACUCGACGUUCAACAGAGGUCGCAAGACAGACCAUGUCGUCGCCGCCUGCCUCUAUCUUGCCUGUCGACACAAUAAAAUGACACUCAUGCUCAUCGACUUUAGCGACUUGCUCCAAGUCAAUGUCUUUGUGCUCGGCCAGACCUAUCUCAAACUCGUCAAGAAUCUGAAUAUGAGCGAACGAGUGCCUCUGGUCGAUCCCUCAAUUUAUAUUCAACGUUUUGCUGCCCUGCUCGAGUUUGGCAAAGACACUACGCAGGUCAGCCUGGAUGCCUCGCGUCUGAUACAGCGCAUGGACCGCGACUGGAUGUUGACUGGCCGUCGUCCUGCCGGUGUCUGCGGCGCUGCACUCGUCAUCGCUGCUCGUAUGAAUGAUUAUCGGCGAACGCUCUUGGAAGUCACUCAAGUCGUCAAGAUCGCCGAUAUAACCCUUCGCAAACGUUUGGACGAAUUCAGACAGACCCAGAGCAGUGAUUUGACUGUCGAAGAAUUCCGCGCAGUCUGGCUCAGCGAGUCUCGAGACCCGCCCGCCUUCAUCCAAGGCCAACUUCGCAGCACCAACGAGAUCUCAGAUGCGGAGCUCAACAAGCUGAUCGGCAGCGAUGGCGAGGAGCCCGAGACUGACGGUGAAGCCAUCGCAUCAGCAAGGGAAAGAUUGCGAUCCCGCUCUUGCUCCGUGCAACCUGACGAUCAUCGCGCUCGCUCGGUCUCGGUCGAACGAGUACUGGAGAAGCACCCGGAUGUCAUCGAAGACGCAGAAGGCUUCAAGGUUCCGGCUGUGCCGAAGCGACCCAGAUCGCCGUCGCCAAUUGAGAAACAGAACGAGAGAGUUGCAGAGGUGGUGAUCAGUGACGAUAUCUACGCUCAUCUCAGCGAGCCAACAUUGCAAGAGAAGCUGAACGAGCUCGAUCGACAAGAAACAGAGAAAGAGCAUCGAAUGGCUGCCGAACGCGAACGAGAGCGCCAGCGCAAGGAAAAGGGCGAGUCUGCAGAGACAGAUGAACAGCAAGCGUUGCUCGAUGCUGCCGGCAGCCUAUCGGAUCUUGACGAAGACGAGCUGGACGAGUACAUCCUCAGUGCUGCCGAUCGUGAAGCAAAGACGCGGCUCUGGAUAACCUUCAAUCGGGACUAUCUCGAAAAUGCGGCGGCAAAACAGCGCAACGCAGAUGAAGAGGGCAAACCUCGACCUAAGCCUCGUGCUCGCAAGCGCAAGAAGGAAGAAGACUCGCCUGGCUUGCCGGCCGCUACAGCCGGAGAGGCUGCUACGAUCAUGCUCCAGAGCAAGAAGCGUGUUUCCAAGAAGCUUAACUAUGACGUUGUCUCGCGGCUCCUCCAAGAGACAGAGGACUCCGCCCGCGCUGCCGCUAGCGGAGAUUCAAGUCUUGCCUCUUCGCUCAAUGGCAGCCGCAACCCGACGCCCUUUCAUGGCUCUGACGAUGACGAAGACGAGGACGGGUUCGAAGAGCAUACGGGUAUCGAUGACGAAGAUAGGGAAUGGCAAGCGCUGCAGGCAAGCAACGCGCCGGAAGAGUUCGAGAUCGAGGGAGAGUUGUAGACGGCUCGGAGAUGUUGCGUGUACUCUAUUCAUACUUGUUGUUUGUUGUCUCUUUGCAAUUCGCUGUACAUCUGCCAUG